UGUUGUGCUACACAAGAGUAGGCUAGAUUUGGUUCCCCGUUGACACCAGUGAAAAACGGGUGAAUAAAUACUGUCUGCAAAUUGUAUUGCCAUCAGCUUAUAAGCGGUCCAGUGGCCAUGAAAGUUCUACAAGGGAGUGACUACCGUUCUCAUCCAUUGCGCACUUCAUGUUCGAAACUGUUAUUCAAUUCAGUCGAAACAAAUCUACAUUAAAAAUAACCCGUGCAAACGGACAAUUUUGGCAUGGAACCGAUAGUGAUGAUAUGAAAUCGUGACUUGGACUCGCAGCAUCGUAACGGUUACGGAAGAAAUAGGAGAGCAUAUCGCGGAAAUCAAAACGUACAUAAGCAUAAGUGUGACGCCAGCACAUAAGAGAUCUCGAGAGAGCAAAAAAAAAGAAGAAAAUUGGAGAAAAGCUGUGAGUCGAAAGGGAAGCUUUGGAUAUUAAGUUAAUUGCAGAUCUGCAUACACUUUUUUCCCUCACUAUCCUUGCUGGUCACUAGUUUUUCCAAGUACAAUUUCAACUUCGCAAAGCGGGUUGUUUGACCUAAUAUGGCAGAGAGAGUUGUAAAUGAAAAAAAUGACCAGUGUGACAAUCUCAGAACAUCGCUUCCGGUUCCUAUGUUCUCGCGCAAUGACUUCAACAUCUGGGCAGUACUAAAGAAUUGCAUUGGAAAGGAACUCAGCAAGAUAACGAUGCCUGUCGUGUUUAACGAACCUCUAAGCUUCCUUCAGCGCAUGACUGAGUAUAUGGAAUAUGCUCGACUUUUGCGUGUGGCAUCGGAACAACCUACCCCGCUGGAGCGUCUGAAGUACGUGUCGGCGUUUGCGGUGUCAGCACUCGCCUCGAACUGGGAACGGCUUGGCAAGCCGUUCAAUCCGCUGCUCGGUGAAACGUACGAGCUGACGCGCCCCGACUUCCGGAUCAUAUGCGAACAGGUGUCCCAUCAUCCACCGAUUUCUGCAUUCCACGCCGACUCGGAUAGUUUCAAGUUUCACGGCUCCAUCCACCCGAAGCUCAAGUUCUGGGGCAAAAGUGUGGAAAUACAGCCGAAAGGCGUCGUCACCGUGGAGUUCCCGAAGCUCAACGAAGCGUACUCCUGGAGCAACGUGAACUGUUGCGUUCACAACGUCAUCGUGGGCAAACUGUGGAUCGAGCAGUACGGUAUGAUGGAAGUCGUCAGCCACCAGCACGGGAUGAAGGCAACGCUCAACUUCAAACCGUCCGGCUGGAACAAUAAGGAUUUGCACCGGGUCGAGGGUCACAUCACCGAUCGGAACAAACGCAAAACACAUUUCCUGUACGGCAAGUGGACCGAGUUCAUCAAAUGCACCGACUAUGUGUCGUACGAGGAGUACAUAAAGGAAAACGCUCACAAGUUCCGGCGUUCCGGGGAUGAGCGAAGCAAAAGUCCCAACGAAUCACCCGGCAACACGCCGCGCAAGGUGUUAUCCAAACUGAACAGUUUAAAGAUGAGUUCGUUUAAAAGUUUAUCCAUUCAAGAGUCCGAUGAUAUCCCAGAGCCAUCGGAGGGCGACAUCCCGAAAAGUGACUCCACAUACUCGAUCGAUAUUCCCAAUUCCACCACGCUCUGGGAGGCCGAACCGCGCCCAUCCAAUACGGCCGACUUUUACCAGUUCACCAACUUUGCAAUGUCCCUGAACCAACUCGAGGAUCGCAUGAAGCAACCGCGCGCACUCUGCCCGACCGAUUCGCGCCUUCGCCCGGACAUCCGCAAGCUGGAGCAAGGUGAUUUGGAUGGGGCAGCGGCGGAGAAGACGCGCCUCGAGGAGAAACAACGAGAAAAUCGAAAGAAAAGCAAAAAGGCACAGGAAGAUCUGGUCGUCUUUCCACGGUGGUUCAAGCAGGACAUCAACGCCUACACGAAACAAGAGGACUGGAUCUACAAAGGAGGGUACUGGGAGCGGAACGAUGACAAUCUAGAACUGGAUAUUUUUUAAACAUCAUCCAAACAAACCCUCUUCAACCUGUAGCAAUACAUUUCACAUGGCUUGCCACAUCGACGGAGCCCUCUCUUAUUCAAACGGACAUUCAAAUGUUCAUGCAUCCACAACCAGGUUUUUUAGAAUAUCAUCCUAGUACGAUUUUCUUUUCAAGGCAGUUCUUAGCAUGCCAAGUAAGGAGUCAAAAAUAAUACUUUUCAUUAUAAUCAGUCUAUAAAGGCAUCAAUUCGAACACAGUUUCGAUGUGCAUCUCCCGUCACAGCUUUAUACUUGGCUACGGUAGCGAAUGGUCCAAAUGGUAUGAAAAUGUUACGCAUUUUCGGGACACAAAGUGAAAACGCUUGGGACAAUAUAUUUUUAGGCUGUAAGAAUCAUCGCUGCUUGCACCGAGUAAUAGUAGUAGAAGCUGAUUCUGGUAGGUACGUUCUCAAACGGACAUAAAGCUAGCCGAAUUUUCGGAAUCUCGUAGUUUGUUAGUCAAAUUACGCCAUGGGCUUCAUUGCGGAACAAACUUCAUUCGGACAAGUUUGAUGCAAUGUUUUAUGAGUUUGUGCGACGGAAAGUUUGCAAAGUAAAAACGAGCUAUAUAGUUCGUUGUGCAGUGGGUAGCAAACGCAAGUCGCAUGUUGUCUGAUUGAAAUAUAUACUACUCAUAGUUUACUCAUAGUAAACAUCCACAGUGUAUCAAUUGAAUGCAUCAUUACCCGCAUAAUACAUCGUUGAAAGUGUCUAUAAAAUAUAUCGUAACGUACAGUUACCGAAACGUAUCUACUGUAAUGUAAAAUGUAGCUGUCUCUACAGUGUGUGCAGCCACUGUACAAUUAAUAAGCAUCCAAUUAAUAAAGUUCACCUAGUCGAAGCAAUACA
Messenger RNA from Anopheles coustani, 2832 nucleotides. RefSeq names its product oxysterol-binding protein-related protein 2. NCBI's taxonomy places the organism in Eukaryota, Metazoa, Arthropoda, Insecta, Diptera, Culicidae. The coding region runs from base 553 to 1962 and encodes 469 amino acids. Gene Ontology annotation, cellular component: membrane; intracellular membrane-bounded organelle; cytosol. The record is from RefSeq and is a predicted model, not a curated record. The transcript has 8 exons. Gene Ontology annotation, molecular function: sterol binding.